AUGCUUCCGGACGGGAAGAUGUAUCCGUUAUUGACCAGACCCCAAAAUAACAGUGGGUUUAAGCCACUGCCUGUUGUGAUCAUAGGGAAUGGACCUUCAGGAAUCUGUCUCUCAUAUUUGCUGUCAGGCUACAUCCCUUACUUCAAAAGAGAUUCUCUUCAUCCUCAUCCUAUUCUUCAGAGGAAACUGGAAGAAGCACCAGAUGUCUCCAUUUUAGACCAGGAUUUGGAGUAUCUUUCUGAAGGCUUGGAGGGACGAUCCCACAGUCCUGUGGCUCUUCUGUUUGAUACUCUUCAGCAUCCAGACACAGACUUGGGUGGAAGAGCAGAAUCUGUCCUCACUUGGUGGCAUGAGACUGACAGAGCCAUCCCCCACCUGGUCCUGGGCAGAAAUGCUCCUGGAGGCGUCUGGCAUUCUAUUGAGGGCUCUAUGGUUACCCUGAGCAGGGGGGAAUGGAUGGGGCUCCCAGAUCUCCCCUUCAAGGACUGGCUAAAGCAAAAGAGAAGAGGCCUCAGGAACAAUAGAGCCACAGCAGAAGACAUUGCUCAAUAUUACCAACACUAUGUGAUGAAGAAAGGGUUGCAGAAGAACUUCAGAUGUGGUACUGUUGUGACCUCUGUGAGGAGAGUGAGCGCAGAGAGCAUCUCCAACCACGCACAGAAAGAUCUGCAGGAGAAUAGUGACUCGCUCUGGAACUUCAAUGAAGAAAGUACAGAGGUCUUUCAGGUGGAUGGAUAUUUCAAAACUCUGAAAGAUGAUAAAGAGCCCUUCUCUAUCUAUGCAGAGAAUGUGGUCUUAGCUACGGGAACGUAUGAUAGUCCUACUUGGCUUGGGGUCAGAGGAGAGAACCUUUCCCAUGUCCAUCACCAGCUGUCUGCCCUCGAGGAAGCGGUGAAGAACAACAGCAUUAGCAUCAUGUCAGAUCCAGUCUUGAUUGUAGGUGCUGGUCUGACAGCUGCUGAUGCAAUUCUCUUUGCUCACCAUUGCAAUAUUCCAGUAAUCCAUGUUUUUCGGAGACGAGUCAGUGAUCCAGGCCUUAUUUUUAACCAGCUCCCCAAAAUGAUGUACCCUGAAUACCACAAAGUCCAUCAGAUGAUGAAAGAACAGUCAGCCGCUUGUGCCGGGCCCUAUGAGCGUUACGUUAGCCUUCCUGAACAUCAUGUGCUAUCCUUCGGCAAGGACAAGAAAUGCAUCUUUCAAGACAAGAAUGGCUGCCAGAAAGUUUAUAAAAUUUCCAUGGCUCUUGUUCUAACUGGCUCAAACCCCAACCUCUCCUUUCUGCCAAAUAAUGGCAUUGACUUGGCAAUGGACAGUGACAAACCAGUCAAUCCAAAGAGGAACCCCAUAGAUGUUGACCCAUUCACCUAUGAAUGCACUCAGGAGAAAGGGCUUUAUGCUCUAGGACCUCUGGCUGGAGAUAACUUUGUACGAUUUGUACAGGGAGGGGCUCUGGCUGUUGCCAGCUCUCUGUUAAAGAAAGCAAACAAAAAUCCCCCCUAACAAAAAAAAAAAAUCCCCAUGCUGUGUCUGAAUGGGUUACUGCUGUGUUCUCAGAGAAGCACGUCAUGCAAUUUGUACAUCCUCAAAUGUAAAGCCCACUCCUGGUAUUCUCCAAGGUUACUAAGAGAGAGUUACUCA
Molecule: messenger RNA, 1638 nt
Organism: Pterocles gutturalis (yellow-throated sandgrouse)
Lineage: Eukaryota; Metazoa; Chordata; Aves; Pterocliformes; Pteroclidae
Gene: OSGIN1
Product: oxidative stress induced growth inhibitor 1
Exons: 5
Coding region: 1-1500 (499 amino acids)
Source: RefSeq, a predicted model, not a curated record